AUGUCUUCGGUGAAUUCGGCCAUCAGCAAGCCGUUCAACCUCAUGACCAUCGAUGAACUUCUGGAAGCCCUUCCUGAAUGCAAUCCAGCUGCAGUCCAAGAAAUAUGGAUGCCCGAGAUGCGGAAGAAGUUCGAGGCCACCAGAGCCAUUGUUCAGAACGCCGAGGGCCGUAAUUUCCAGUCCCAUGAAUCACUUGUCUCGAUGGAAACGGAUCUCAAGAACAUCAACGCGCAAGCCCAGAAUGUUUCAGCUCUGUAUGAGAAAGUUAUCAAGUCCGCCGAGCGCUUGGCCGAGAUGAAUGUCGACACCCUGACCCAGCUCCUUGAGGAGGCCAACGACAAAGUCAACAUUACCAAUGCUGGUUGUCAAAAGCUUCGCUCAGAACUCGAACUGAAGGUUAAGGAAGUCGCGGCUGCACAAUACAACGUCCAGGCGGUCGUCGAUUCCAUUCGCGACGUCUUGAACAAGGCACUGCAGUAUCCACAGAACUGGGACCGUGUACAGUGUCAGAACAUACAGCAAGUUCUUCAAGACUACCCACAUGAUCCUGAUCAGAAAGGCCCUUCAGCACUACGCAUCCGGCAGCAGAGCUUCCUCCAGCUUGUGGCAGAUUUGAGAGAAGCUGAGGGCUGCGUGGCUGACCUUCGCGCGCUUACCCAAGCGCAGGGUCGGCUCGUCGAAGAGCAGUCUACCGAACGUGAGAAAGCAAUGGCUCGACAAGAGGAGAGUAUGCAGACUAUCGACACUCGUGACCACGAGAUUUUGUUGCUGGACCAGCGCAACCGUGAAAUGGAGGCGAAGCUCGAAAAGUACCAGGUCGCAUUGCGCCUUGCUGACAAGGAUGUUGCUCACAACCGAUCGUUGCAACAGCAGCUACACCGUGUGUCUCAAGAAUGCGACAAACGCCUAGAAGAGAAAGAUGCAGCAUUACUGCAGAUGCGCCAGGAUUUUGAGUGUGUGCAGGAGCAACUGAAGACUGCUCAGGUCGACCUCCGGAACGCCAACACCACUCGAGCUCUCAUCGCAGGCCAAGCCGGUCUCAACAAGCCUCGACCAUCUCUGCCAAGUAGCUACAGCUCGUUCACCCUCAAUGUUCGACAUCUGUCGGAGCACACAGAGGCCCCGCGACCCCAGCAAACCUACAAGAUCCUCGGUCCCCACCCUAAGCUUGUGGAGCCGCAGCAGGCGGAUGUGGUGGUUUCUCAGCCUCCCAGAGAUUUACGCAGCCUGGCUCAGCCAGUGCGUAGCCGACACCUGAGUGGCCCUUCCGAAGAAUCGAUUACAAGACCUCGCCGGGCGAGCCUCGACAGUGGGAAGGUAAUUUUCGCUCGACCACACAACGAAACAAAGCCGCUACCUAGCCCGCCAACAAUUGUCGCCAGCAUUUCUCUUGGUAACCGCUCUCAUCAGACAGAAUGCUCCGUCCCUUCGGUCAGUCCGGAGAUGGUCCCAAAUAUUUCAGCUCCGAUGCACGAUCAAGGUCACGGGCACUCACCUCGAUACCACAUGCGUGAUUACCACUGGGACGAGACCCCACCAUCCGGGAAGCGCAUGCUCAGCUUGAUUGCGGAGGCCUCCCAUGAGGGCAGCAGUUCGCCCGAAAGCAACAGCGCAACCAGCAGUGAGAAGAACGCUUACCGUGGCAGCAUACACGCCUUGGAACUACUCAACAGCCAGAGUAGCCCAGCUGAAGAUAGCCCGGAGGAGCCUGUCAUGCAUGCGUCGUGGUCUGAGCCUCAUAGGCGUCGAGGUCUGCGCAAGGUUGCCUCGGCCGAGAUGGAUGUGUCACAGCUGUAUCAUCAACACCUUUGA
Molecule: messenger RNA, 1812 nt
Organism: Cyphellophora europaea CBS 101466
Lineage: Eukaryota; Fungi; Ascomycota; Eurotiomycetes; Chaetothyriales; Cyphellophoraceae
Exons: 3
Coding region: 1-1812 (603 amino acids)
Source: RefSeq, a predicted model, not a curated record